Molecule: messenger RNA, 4486 nt
Organism: Anolis carolinensis (green anole)
Lineage: Eukaryota; Metazoa; Chordata; Lepidosauria; Squamata; Anolidae
Product: chromodomain-helicase-DNA-binding protein 2-like
Exons: 5
Coding region: 2137-3261 (374 amino acids)
Source: RefSeq, a predicted model, not a curated record
GUGCCACUUCUCUCCCAUAAUGGAGCCAACUUGCCCAGUUUCUGAUUCAAAGAAGGAUUGAUAGAUAUUUCAUUGAUUUAUUUCAUUGGCUGUUGGAUUGGGACCCAGGACAGCUCAGUUGAAACCAGUAGACUUUCAAACCACAGUUCAAACCAUCGCAAGGGACGUGAUUGGCCAGAUGGGACCGAGUAGAAUGGACUUUGUUUGUUUUGUUUCCUUGGAGAUGAGAUAGAAUGUUGGGAAAGGUGGCUGGUCAGUUGAGGUGUUGAGUGGCAUUGGUCGGUUGAGGUGGUGAGUGGCAGUGUUCAGUUGAGGUGUUGAGUGGCAGUGGUCAGUUGAGGUGGUGAGUGGCAGUGGUCGGUUGAGUUGGUGAGUGGCAGUGGUCGGUUGAGUUGGUGAGUGGCAGUGGUUGGUUGAGGUGGUCAGUUGAGGUGGUCAGUUGAGGAGAUCACUUGUUGUGGUUGUUUGCGGUGGAGAGAUUUCGAGAGCGAGAGCGGUCUUGACAAGACAGGCGCCUACGACAUCGAUUCCCUUCUAGGCAUAUUUGCCAUUUGCGCUGUUCUCUUGACUUUUUUGCCUAUUUCUUAGUCAUGGUAAGUGUUGUUAAAACGGGACCUACUACUGCUUUGAAAUGGGAUGAGCUUUUAAAACUAACGUGGCUGCUUUCUCCUUACCCUUCAUUUAUAGGUUACUUAGUUUUUCAGUUCUCUCUGAGUGAGAUUCAAGGGGAUUUUGGAACAAAAUAAUAAAAAUAUCCUUGAGAUGUGGAAAGGAAUGAAAGGCUUUGUAAUGAAUAUGCGAGUAAAAGGAAAAUGUGGCAAUUUAUACAUGUUAAGAUUUUUGAAUAGGAGGUUGGUGGCUUGUCCAUGGUUUCAGGCACUGGGGAUGACUCUUCAACGGGUUUGGUGAUUUAGUUUAAACUGUCCAAGGUACGGAACCUAUUUUGGAAUCGGGGCUCAGCACCUUGGGUAGCUCUUUUAAAAUCCAGAUUAAAGCUAAAUUAAAUUCACGAUGUGCGGUGUGGAUUUCUGCUGCCUCUUUUUUUGGCCGUCCCAAAAAUCCCAGCAUCUUUGGAUGACUGCAUAUUUGAAUAUUUGAAAAGGGGAAGGAAACACUUUCAACAUCCCAUGUAGACAUUGAUGAACUUCUUAUCCAUUCUCUUCCUAAUCCUUGGAAGCUUUCACCCAAAAGAUAUGAUUUUGGAAACAGUUCAAGGAAAAACCUAUCGAGAAGGUGCCCUAAAAUAAUUUUCCAAGGCAUAGUGGAUCAUUUUGCCCCAAUUUCACUUGGCCUUCAUCGUCUUUUGGAGGUUGUUUGUUGGCCUUUCCCAGAGCCUGAGUGUGACUUCCUCCAAGUCUUCCUGUGACCUCUUUCAAGAUUUUAGAGCAGUGGUUCUCAACCUGGGUCCCCAGAUGUUUUUGGCCUUCAACUCCCAAAAAUCUUAACAGCUGGCUGGGGUUUCUGGGAGUUGUAGGCCAAAAACAUCUGGGGUCCAGGUUGAGAACCACCUCAGUUUUAGAGGCUGUGUUGUAAGACUAGAGAGCUAUGUGGUAUAGUGGUUUGAGUGUUGGAUCAGGAUGCAAGGAGACCAGGGCUCAAAUCCCCAUUUGUUUUGGCCAUAGCAACCCACUGGGUGACUCUGGGCAAUACUGGAGGGAAUUGGGUGCCUGAGACCAUAAGAAAUACGUGUUUUCUGAUGGUCUUUGGAGACCCUUCUGAAAUCUCCUAAUUAUAAUAACAAUUAUAAUAAUAAUAGUUUUAUUCGGAAGGUCAUCCUACUCGGACACGAGUGAUUGCCGAUGACAUGAAUAGUUUUAUUUCCCCCCCGCCUCUCCUGAUGGCUUGAGGGGGGUUAUAGCAUGACUAAAGCGUAAACAAACACAUCAUCAUUUUAAAACAAUCUAUUAUAUAUAUAUAUAUCAAAACAUAUUUCGACAAAACAAAACUUGCAUACAGUAUUUGAAUACAUCAUUUAAAAUGUGAUAUAGCAGGCUGUCCUACCUGUGAACACAAUUUUUUGCAGUUUAAUACACUUUUCCCCAUUUUAAUGAUAGAACCAAUUCAUAUUAUUAAUAUUAAUAUUAAUGCCCCUUUUUAUCUCCCCGGAAGGGGACCUUUUGUUUAUUUCUUCAUAGAAUGGGAAUUCCACCAAGCAGAGUUAAGGCUCCUUCUUCCGCUAUUUUCUUGCAUCGGGGUGAAAUUCGGUCAUGUCCCCGAUUUUGCUUUAGGACUCACCGGCGUGUUUUUCUUCUUUUGCAGCCGAAAGGCAGUGAGACCAAAUCUGGAAGAAAAGGCAAGAGUCCUCAGGGCCCUGUCCCCGGUACAUCCAGGAGCAAGCCCAUCCAGAGCGGCGAAGACAAACUGCAUGACUUGGACCCGGAGAGCUUCAACAUAUGCAAAGAGAGGAUGCGGCCGGUGAAGAAAGCGCUGAAGCAGCUGGUCAAUCCGAAGAGAGGGCUGUCUGAGAAGGAUCAGGUGGAGCACAUCCGGAGGUGCCUCCUGGAGAUCGGUGACCACAUCUCCGAGUGCUUGAAGGCGUUCUCGGAGCAGGAGGAGCUCAAGCUCUGGAGAGGGAACCUCUGGAUCUUUGCCUCCAAGUUCACAGACUGUGAUGCGAGGAAGCUGCACAACCUGUACAAGAGGGUGCACAAGAAGCGGUCCCAGGAGGAGGAGUGGAAACAGCAGAAGAAAGAAGAGGCCACCGGAGCCAAGAAGAUGUUUCGCCCGGAGCACUGUGGGUCCAGCUUGGAUUCCGUUUUGUCUCCCUUGCCCAACGCCACUUCAGCUCCUGCUCCUGCUCCUGCUCCUGCUCCUGCUCCUGCUCCUGCUCCUGCUCCUGCUCCUGCUCCUGCUCCUGCUCCUGCUCCUGCUCCUCCUCCUCCUCCUCCUCCUCCUCCUCCUCCUCCUCCUCCAAAGGUCCACCAUCCACAGCCCCAUCCUUCUCAGAUACAUGGGCAACAGUGUGACAACUACAGCUACCCGAAGAAAAGGCCUUUCAGUAAUUCGGACCGAAGCGACUGGCAGCGGGAGCGCAAGCUCAGCUACGGCGGCAACUCCAGGCAAGGACGGGGUGGAGAACGGCACCAUCCGUACGAGCAGCACAGGCACAAGGAGCACCACGAUGGAGACCGCCGCCCACGCGAGGAACCUCAUUGCAGCUCGGAGAGCUACCAGCCCAAGACCCCCUCUCGCAAGCGGCCCCAUGAGCAGGACAACAGUGACCGGGACCACCGGGGCCACCGUGACUCCUAUGACCAGUGAGAAUUAACUUCUCUUGUUCUCGGGAUUCAGCAUUCAACAGGCUUCGUGUCCCUUCUCUCAUCCAAGAGCUUGGGGAAGUUACUUUCUAGGACUACAGCUCUCUGAACCCAGUUGGCCAUUGUGUCAAAUGAGGCUGAAUUGAAUGGUGGGUCAAAAUGGAUCUUGUCAUGAAUUGUGUUGCUGAGGCUUGGAUAAGUCAUAAGCUUGGUGAUAAAAGUGCCAGCUGCCUUUUUAAGAGCAGGGGGUGUCCUCCAAAUGUUGCUAAGCAGGACUCCUUCAGGUUCAGUCCAAGAACAUCUAGAUUUACAGGAAUGUGAUUCCUAAGACCUCAAAGGGGGCCAUGUUGCUGAGUGGCUUCUUCUGAUUCCUCUCUGCGGUUGUCUCUUGUCCUGUCCAGGCACCACCAUGAUCCCAAGCGGCGAAGAACCGAAGAGAUCCGUCCUCACCAGCAAGAAUUCAGGCGGAUGUCGGACCCCAUCGGCUACCACGGCCAGGGGCCUUCAGACCACCACCGCUCUUUCCGCCCGGAGAAGUCUGGUGAUUCUAAGAUGUCCUCUGCUCCUCCCUCCAAGUACUACGAUCCUCGCUCCCCACAUGCACAGAAAGCCCCACAUGAAGCCAUGUCUGUCUUUGAACACCGGUCCCCCCUGCAAGGGUUAUAUAGGGAUCAGAAGAUCAGUCCUGGAUAUAACUGGCACAGCCGGAAGACAUAAGAACCCGGAGAUUAGAUUUAUUUAUUUUCUCUUUUUGUAGGUAGUCUGUCAGUAGUUUCCAGUCCGUUCUAUGAAUUGAUGUUCUAUCCUGGGCCAAUUUUUGUGUCAGGAAGUCCACAUUCAUUAUGUCCAACACUUUAGAAAUCCAUUUUUCAAUACUAGGUAUUUUAUCCUUUGUAAUUGCAUAGAUCACUAAACCUUUACUUUUUAAGGUUGCCUUCUCAAUAGUCAUUUUUUAUAUACAUAUUUAUUUUCUCUUUUUGUAGGUAAUCUGUAAGUAGUUUCCAUUCCGCUCUAUUAAUUGAUGUUCUAUCCUGGGCCAAUUUUUGUGUCAGGAAAGCCAUAUUCAUUAUGUCCAAGUCUUUAGAAAUCCAUUUUUCAAUACUAGGUAUUUCUUGAAAUUUCCAUUCCUGUGCCAGAGUAGCCGCUGUUGUAAAAUAGAAUAUAAUCCUAUCUGUGUUUUUAUCUACCUGUGGAUUUGUGAUUCCCAAUAAAAAUAUUUAUGAUUUAAA